This is a messenger RNA of Penicillium verrucosum, 444 nucleotides long. RefSeq lists its product as uncharacterized. The transcript has 2 exons. Lineage: Eukaryota; Fungi; Ascomycota; Eurotiomycetes; Eurotiales; Aspergillaceae. The record is from RefSeq and is a predicted model, not a curated record. The coding region runs from base 1 to 444 and encodes 147 amino acids.
AUGGCUUUCCGACCGGUGACACCACUAGAGCAGGCAUCCCGUGUCUGGGAACUAGGAAAUGUUCCUAUUGUCCCCGGUUUCUACGAAUCUGGUCCGAAUGACGAGCUCGCUGGCAGAACCUUGCCUCAGAUACAACUCGCAUCCCCUGAUUUCGAUACCUCCAAUCUCAGAACCCCAUUUCCACCAGGGGUUGAUCAAUUGCGUCUACGCCUCAAUUCCCCGUCACUGAAAAGACCCCCCCGAACUCCUGCCAGCAUUCCCGUCGAAAAGACUACGUUCGCAAAGAUACCUUGGGAUAUUUGCGAGCUUAUUUGGAAUAUGAGGACUCCUGUACUGAAAUAUCAUCACCGGAAGAUCGAGAAUGGUUCAUCUGGCUACAGUUGCUUGGCGAAGAAGGCGAUUUUCAAGGAACUCGAACGUCGAGAGAAGGACGGAGGUCAUUGA